Messenger RNA from Candida tropicalis MYA-3404, 558 nucleotides. RefSeq lists its product as uncharacterized. Lineage: Eukaryota; Fungi; Ascomycota; Pichiomycetes; Serinales; Debaryomycetaceae. The transcript has a single exon. Gene Ontology annotation, cellular component: cytoplasm; Atg12-Atg5-Atg16 complex; phagophore assembly site membrane. Gene Ontology annotation, biological process: autophagy of mitochondrion; C-terminal protein lipidation; autophagosome assembly. The record is from RefSeq and is a predicted model, not a curated record. Bases 1 to 558 code for a protein of 185 amino acids.
AUGGAGUCAAAAGUAACCGCGAGUGCUUUAGAGAGUUUGAAUUGUGUUUCUACCAAAAAUGGCAACCAAACUACUGCAACUCAUCAAAGUAUGUCUCGAAUAGUCCAAUCUGAAGAUGAUGAGUCAUCAUCGUCGUCAUCAUUACCAUCAGCGUCCUCCUCACACGCAUCAUUACAGAAUGAACCGUCUCCUCCACCACAAACGAAAAUCCCUUUGUCUACCUCUAUAAUACUAGAGAAGAAAUUGCCCCUGCAACAACAACAACAAGAAAUAUUGAAUCCACAAACUAUAGAAUCGUCAAAAAUUACGAUACGGUUCGUACCUAUAGGAUCAACACCUUCAAUUCAACCUAGAGUUUUCAAAAUAUCAUCAACUCAAACCAUAUCUACAUUAAACAAGUUUCUAUGUAAAAAAUUAAAACAUAAAGGUAUACUUCAUUUAUACAUACAGAACAGCUUUAUGCCAUUACCAGAUGAAAAAAUUGGAGCAUUAUAUGGUCUUUUUAAGACAAACAAUGAAUUGAUUAUUAGCUACUGCAAUACAAUUGCGUUUGGAUGA